Messenger RNA from Macrosiphum euphorbiae (potato aphid), 450 nucleotides. NCBI's taxonomy places the organism in Eukaryota, Metazoa, Arthropoda, Insecta, Hemiptera, Aphididae. The record is from the annotation of a GenBank genome assembly.
AUGUUGACAGCAGAUGAGAUUGAUAUAGCUAAGGAAAUGUUGUUAGUGUUAAAGCCGAUGGAGGUGGCAACAAGGGAAUUAUGUGGUCAAAAAUAUGUAACUGGCAGCACAGUUAUUCCCCUAAUUAACUGCCUUAUUAAAAAAACUGAGAGCAUUGACUUAACCCAUCCAACAGCUUUAUCCUUAAAGAGAGCUAUGUUAGAGAAUUUGGAUAAAAGCUCCUCAAACCAAGGCUCUAGUGAUGAUGAUGUUGAACGCAGUGAUAGUUUGUGGUCAGUUCACAAUGAGCUGCCAUAUUUUUCAGUAGUAGCAACUUCUGUCCCUUCGGAAAGAUUGUUUUCUAAAGCGGGAAAUAUAAUGACUGAAAAAAGAAACCGAUUAAAGGGGGACAAAUUGCAACAGCUUUUAUUUUUGAGUUCCCUAAAUUUUGAAAACUGGCACAUAGAAUAA